Molecule: messenger RNA, 765 nt
Organism: Knipowitschia caucasica
Lineage: Eukaryota; Metazoa; Chordata; Actinopteri; Gobiiformes; Gobiidae
Source: the annotation of a GenBank genome assembly
AUGGGAGACACACUCCUCUUCCCGGACGAUAACCAGAGGCGCAUCGAGGCCGUGCAGAAGUCGUUUGGACCGGUCGGGACCCGUCUGCUGGAGCCCCACAGGGUCCUGAUCGGAGAGGGCCGUCUGGUGAAGCAGAGCCGCAGAGGAGCUCAGCCCAAAGCCUUUUUCCUGUUUAACGACAUGUUGGUGUACGGCAGCAUCGUCAUCAACGGACGCCUGUUCAAGAAGCAGAAGGUCAUCCCUCUCGGGGACAUAAAGCUGGAGGACCUGGAGGACGGCUUCAUGAGGCACCAGUGGCUGAUCCAGACGCCAGGGAAGUCAUUUUACGUGUCAGCAGCGUCCCGUGAGGAGAAGCUCGCCUGGAUGGAGCACAUCACCGUGUGCCAGACCGCCCUCCCGAGCAGCGGCCUGCCCCUCGCCAUGACCUGGGUACCUGACCACGCCUCCGCCAUCUGCAUGCGCUGCACCCGGAGCUUCAACGCGGCCCACCGCCGCCACCAUUGCAGGAAGUGCGGGUUCCUGGUCUGCGGCAACUGCUCCCGAAAGCGCGCGGUGGUCCGGAACAUCCACCCGACCAAGAGGGUGAGGGUGUGUCUGCAGUGUCAUGUGGGGCUGAGGGGGAAGGAGGAAAAGGAGGAAAAGGAGGAGAGAAGGAGAAAGAGAGGGGACAGCUCCGGCUUGCGCUCUGAUGAAGAGGAGCAGGCCAGCUUUGAAGACCAUCUCUACGAGGACUAUAUAGAGGAGGAUUACGAGCCGCAGGACUGA